This is a messenger RNA of Hipposideros armiger (great roundleaf bat), 3069 nucleotides long. RefSeq names its product zinc finger protein 343 (gene ZNF343). The record is from RefSeq and is a predicted model, not a curated record. Gene Ontology annotation, molecular function: histone H3K36 methyltransferase activity; histone H3K4 methyltransferase activity; recombination hotspot binding. Gene Ontology annotation, biological process: positive regulation of reciprocal meiotic recombination; regulation of DNA-templated transcription. NCBI's taxonomy places the organism in Eukaryota, Metazoa, Chordata, Mammalia, Chiroptera, Hipposideridae. Gene Ontology annotation, cellular component: nucleus.
GGGUGCGACCCGAGACGCGCAUUUGGGGCGGGGAAAUGGGAUGAGACUCAGCCAGCUGUGAAUCUUUGAGUUGCUGGGCGCUACGCGGAUCUUCCUUCCUUCUCCGGCUGGGGCGAGUGACUUGGAACUGUAAUUUCCUUUUGAAGGAGGCCCUGGCUUCAUGGCAACAAAAUGGGCUUUUACAAGCAAGGUUCAGAGACGUGUCCCCAGGCAGCGGAAGUCAAUCUUGAGAUGAAAUAACUUCUACCAGGCCUUCUGGCAGAAUUUCAAAACAAGCACUGGACUGACUCAGGGGCCAUGGCGUUGCCUGAUUCAUCUGCCUGGGGAGAGCAGGAGUGGAAGAUGUUACCUCUGGAGUAUAGGGAAGAGAUGAAGACUAUGAAGAAACUGACCCAAAAUCAUAAAGCAAAAGGUUUGCCUUCUACUCAUACCGACUGGCUCCAAGAAAAGGCAGGAAAGCCCGAAAUACUGGUCCCAGUUACAUUCAGGGAUGUGGCUGUGGUCUUCACAGAGGCAGAAUGGAAAAGAUUGAGCUCUGAGCAGAGGCACCUAUACAAAGAAGUGAUGCUGGAGAAUUACAGGAAUCUGCUGUCACUGGAAUCAAAGCCAGAAACAGACCCCUGUUCCUCCUGCCUCCUGGCCCACUGUCAGCCACUCCUCAGCCAACAUGUGCUUCAGAUCUCCUCAGGCUUCUGUGACUUCCAUCCAAGGGAUUCUGGCCCAGGGCAUCAGAAACAGGAGUUUUCUGCUCAAAGCUGCUGGAGUGAAAACACAGAAGGUCAAGAGAGAGAAGGUGACUGCAGACCCUGGUGUGUGAGGACAGAGGAGAGAGAGACCUCAAGUGCAUUCCCCAGUCCACCCCGAGGACAGUCAGCAAGUCCUACAGAAGGUGGCAUGGUGGUAGAUAUAGAGCCCAAUUCAGCUCAAAUGGUAAACCCUGUGCAAACAGACAAAGGAGUGAAGGAAUUAGGAACCCCAAGAUUUGGAGCAGUCAGCUGUAGCUGGCAUGAACUAGACUGUAGCCUGAAAUCAAACUGUAUUACAAACCAGGUGACCGUCUCAGGAGAGAAGCCCUAUGUUUGCAGGGAGUGUGGGCGAGGCUUUAAAGAUAAGUCAAACCUCAUCAGACACCAUCGGACGCACUCAAUGGAGAAGGCUUAUGUGUGCAGUGAGUGUGGCCGAGGCUUCAGCCUGAUGGCAAUCCUUAUUAAUCACCAGAGGACACACUCAGGAGAGAAGCCGUAUGUGUGUGAGGAGUGUGGGCGAGGCUUUAGCCAGAAGUCCAACCUCAACAGACACGCGUGAACACAUUCAGAAGAGAAGCCUUAUUUGUGCAGGGAGUGUGGGCAGAGCUUCAGAAAUAACUCAGUCCUCAUUAGACAUCAGUGGACUCACUCUGGGGAGAAGCCCUGUGUUUGUCGGGAGUGUGGGCAAGGCUUCAGCGAGAAGUCAUCCUUCAUCAGACACCAGAGGACACACUCAGGGGAGAAGUAUGUUUGCAGGGAGUGUGGGCGAAGCUUUAGCUACAAGUCAAAUCUCAUCAGACACCGGAAGUCACAUUCGGACGAGAAGCCUUAUAUAUGCAGGGAGUGUGGGCGAGGCUUUUUUGAUAAGUCGACCCUCAUCAGACACGAGAGGACACACUCGGGGGGAAAGCAUGUUUGAAGGGAGUGUGGGCGAGGCUUUAGCGACAAGUCAAAUGUUAUCAGACCCCAGAGGACACACGGAGAGGAGAAGCCUUGUGUAUGCAGAGAGUGUGGGCAAGACUUGAGCAAUCAGUUAAACCUCAUCUCACACCCGAGACAUCUGGGGAGUCGUCCCUCCGUGUGUGUGGAGUGUGAGCGAAGCUUCAGAGAUGUGUCAACUCUAACCAGGCACCGAACACAUUCAGGAGAGGAGCCUUACGCGUGUGGGUAACUCUAGCCAUAAGUCAACCUUCGUUGCACCAGGAGGAUGCACUUCGGUGGGAAGUAUUAUGUGUGCAGGGACUGUGGGUGAGUUAGCAAUAAGUCAACAUUUACUGGACAUCCAAUGGCCAAUUUGAGGGAAGUUGUCAUGUGUUCGGGAGUGCUGGUGACCCUUAACAAAGGAACAAACAGGUAGGAACAAGAUGGCACACUCAGGGAGUGUGUUUGCAGGGAGCGUGGGCAAGGCUCUUGUGAUUGGUCAGCCUCUUUCUCAUGAUGUAGGGAGAAUCCUUACGUGGGGAUGUGUGGAGCUCUGCCCAGACAACCUUACCAGGGCCAACACUCCAGCAGCUCUGAGAACUGCUGCUGAUGGCUGCAGAGAUGAAUUCUUCUGUAGGACCUGCUCUCAGCCCCAGGGAACUGCACCUUCCUAAGGGGUGGCUCCUGGCCAAUGACGGAUUGAUAUGGAGGAUAAAACCCCAUCCCUGACUCAGCUGGGUCCAAAGGGUCAUCCCAGAUCUGAAGGUGCCCAUCAGACAGAAGGUCCUUCUCUCAGGUGUAAACGCAUUGCAAGUCAGUUCCUUCCUCUGCCCAGUCCAGCCCUCAGUCCCCAAAAGACCACUCGAUUCUCCAUCUCAUUGUCUCUCCGGGGAAUUCACUCUAAGACAGCAUAAGUGUACAAGGAGUGUGGGCAUGGCUUUAGCCAUAAGUCACCCCUCACAAACCCCAGUAUAUAUGGAAUAGAAGCUCUGUGUGUGUGGGCAGAAUGGACAAGGACUUAGGAAAAGCGCACUUCAGGGUAUAUCAGAGAAUAGCUAUUUUGGGAGAAGCUUUACAUGGGCAGGGAGAGAGACUGUGAGAUAGUUUAGCAAUAAGUUAUACCUCAUCCUGCACCAGAGGACACUCAGAGAGAAGACCUGGCUGGGCAGGGUUUGUGGGUGGAACUUUGUCCUGAUGUCCCUCCUCAACAGACUAUGAGGACAGUGUUGCCACCACAAACCACUACCUCAGUCACCUCUGAGGGGUUUUCAGAAGUCUUGACCCUCCCUACCCCACCUCAUUUUCUGUAUGUGAGUGAAGAUGGCACUAACAACUAGAUAGACACCCCCCCACACACUUUUUAUAAUCAAAUGGAAUAAAAAUGUAGGUUUUAUUUAAGUAA